Messenger RNA from Merops nubicus (carmine bee-eater), 169 nucleotides. Its product is annotated as zinc finger protein OZF-like. Gene Ontology annotation, molecular function: DNA-binding transcription factor activity, RNA polymerase II-specific; RNA polymerase II cis-regulatory region sequence-specific DNA binding. Gene Ontology annotation, cellular component: nucleus. The annotation marks the transcript as partial. The record is from RefSeq and is a predicted model, not a curated record. Gene Ontology annotation, biological process: regulation of transcription by RNA polymerase II. The transcript has a single exon. Lineage: Eukaryota; Metazoa; Chordata; Aves; Coraciiformes; Meropidae.
AUGCAGACCCACACCGGCGAGAAGCCCUUUGCCUGUACUGACUGUGGGAAGAGUUUCACCCAGAAAGCCCACCUCACCGAGCACCACCGCAUCCACACUGGAGAGAGACCCUAUGUCUGUGACAAGUGCAGCAAGAGCUUCAUCAGCAACUCCAACCUCACCAAGCACC